UUAAUUACUGAAUCUCGUAGGCAGCUACAGGAUGCUCUGCCCCAGCUAACCUAACCCUCUGUAAGAAGGUUAGGUAUCUCAUCGGCUAUUGAAGGAUGGACUGCAACUUUUUUCAAGGCAAACAAUCAUUCAUUCAAUAAUGGCUGCCAUGAAUAUGAGUGAGAGUGAAAUCGAGCUUCCCCUCGUAGAUCUGGAUCUGCUAAAUUCAGAGCAGGGCCGUUCAAAACUCACAAAGAUAAUCAGAGAGGCGUGUGAGGAUUGGGGAUUUUUUAACGUGAUAAAUCAUGGAGUGGAUUCAGAUCUUAUCCAGGCGAUUGAUUCAGUUUCUCGCGAUCUAUUUACAUUGCCCGCAGAAAUCAAAGAAAAGGCCGUUUUUUCCACUUACUUUGAUGGCUAUACAGGGCGCUCUGCUGCACUUCCAUACAGGGAGUCCAUGUCUUUCUCUCGCGUAUUGUUUUCUGAUUCAGUCGACAGAAUUUCAGACACUCUGUGGACUCAACGGAAUCCGGAUUUCUGUAAAGCGGUGAAGGAAUACAGUUACAAGGUGGAAGAGCUUGCAAAAACACUUGUCAAGCUUACUGUUAGUAGCUUGGGAUUAGACGUUGCAUUGGAAAAAUCAUUGGAAGGAAAUCUUCGCAUGAACUAUUAUACACCUCCAUUUGCCCAGACCUCAACAUUGCCAUUGAAAGGCCACAAGGAUUUCUCUUGCUUGACAGUUCUAUACCAGGAUCAUAUGGGAGGCCUUGAGGUUCUCACAAAGGAAGGGAUGUGGGCUGCUGUCAAACCUCUAAAAGGUUCAUUUGCUGUGAAUGUUGGGGACUCUUUGGAGAUUUGGAGCAAUUGCAGAUAUAGAAGUGCCGUGCACAGAGUUAAGUAUGGAGGGUGGACUUCCCGACUGUCUCUUGCAUUCUUUAUGCACUUUGCAGAUGAUGAACAAGUUUAUGCACCAGAAGAACUAAUAGAUGAUGAUCAUCCACGACGCCAUAAGGCAUUUUGUUUCAAGGAAUAUAAAGAAUAUAAGCAACGGGUCUUUAAAAAUGAUGGCAUCCCCAAUCCCUUCCGCAUAAGCUUAGACUAAUGUCUUUUGUGUAGUAAAAUGUGCUCUGCCCAAGCUAUCAUGGCACAUAAACAUGCAGAUAGCUCUGGUGCAGGGUUUGUUACUAGUUUUGCUUAUAUGUUGCUCCAAAGAAAUGGGGCAAGUUUUAAAAAUUUGGAGCUAAAUGUGUCAGUCAAAGCACUCCUUGUCUCUUACCAUAUCUUCUCUCCUCCUAUCUAUCCUAUAACAUCUCUACAUUCUACUAUUUGAAUCUUUCAUAUAUGUUGGGGCUUCAUGGGAAUUUAAAAUUGGUAAAGUUUAAAUAGUA
Molecule: messenger RNA, 1364 nt
Organism: Cryptomeria japonica (Japanese cedar)
Lineage: Eukaryota; Viridiplantae; Streptophyta; Pinopsida; Cupressales; Cupressaceae
Product: gibberellin 20 oxidase 1-D
Exons: 3
Coding region: 140-1078 (312 amino acids)
Molecular function (GO): dioxygenase activity
Source: RefSeq, a predicted model, not a curated record